Messenger RNA from Hipposideros armiger (great roundleaf bat), 2063 nucleotides. RefSeq names its product basal cell adhesion molecule (Lutheran blood group) (gene BCAM). The coding region runs from base 81 to 1922 and encodes 613 amino acids. The transcript has 14 exons. Gene Ontology annotation, cellular component: plasma membrane. Gene Ontology annotation, molecular function: laminin receptor activity. The record is from RefSeq and is a predicted model, not a curated record. Lineage: Eukaryota; Metazoa; Chordata; Mammalia; Chiroptera; Hipposideridae.
GCCGGGGCUCAGUUGCCGCCGCCGCCGCCACCACCGCCACCGCCACCGCCACCACCACCACCACCGCCGCCGCUGUGGACAUGGAGCCCCCGGACGCCCAGGCCGGAACGCGCGGGGCCCCACAGCUGCUGGUGCUGGCGCUCCUGCUGGGGGCGCACCCAGGUGCCCAGGCUGAGGUACAGGUGUCUGUGCCGCCCCUGGUGGAGGUAAUGAGGGGGGAUCCCGUCACUCUGGACUGCACCCCCUUGGGGAUCCGUGACCAUUUCAUGCUGGAAUGGUUCCUGAUGGGGAAAUUGAGGCCAAGUAAAGGGAAGGCACUCCCCAGGGCCCCCUGGUGUCUGGGCACAGCUGAGACUGAGACUAGUCCCCCUUCAAAGUGCUGGCUCUUAAGAGAGAACAUUCAGAGACACCGAGAAAGUAAGAUGGCGGGGAGGGGGGCUAAAGAGAGAGAAAGAGAAGGAAUGGUGAGGACUUCUGAGGUAACAGGGGCCUCAGAGUUCAGAAUCCUGGCUCAGAGCCCAGGGCCAUGCCUGUGUCUGCCUCAGAUCGCCACCUGCAACAGCCGCAACGGGAACCCAGCCCCUGAGAUCAUAUGGUAUCGGAACGGGCAGCCCCUGCAAGUGCCCAUGGAGGUGAACUCAGAGAGCUACAUGACCAGCCGCACAGUGCGGGAGGCCUCUGGCCUGCAGUCUCUCGCCAGCACCCUCUACCUGCGGCUCCACAAGGCCGACCAGGAUGCCUCCUUCCACUGCUCUGUGUACUACCAGCUACCCAUGGGCCAGCAUGGCCGCCUGGACAGCCGGCCCUUCCGCCUCACCCUGCACUAUCCCACAGAGCACGUGCAGUUCUGGGUGGGCAGCCCGUCUACCACAGAGGGCUGGGUACGCGAGGGUGACUCUGUCCACCUGUUCUGCCGGGGGGACGGCAGCCCCAGCCUAGAGUACACGUUUUACCGCCUUCAGGAUAAGGAGGAGAAAAUGCUGCAAACAAAUUUUGUCGGGAACUUCACCCUGGAGAGCGUGCAGCGGAACCAGAGCGGGAUCUACGGCUGCAGAGUGGAAGACUAUGACGCUGCCGAGGACGCAGAGCUCUCUCAGACGCUGGAGCUGCGCGUGGCCUACCUGGACCCCAUCGAUCUCGACAACAUGGCGGAGGUUUCCUUACCCCUGGGCAGCAGCGUAGCCACCAACUGCUCUGUGCAAGGCCUGCCCACCCCUACUCUACGAUGGACCAAGGACUCCGUACCCCUGGGGGAUGGCCCCACGCUCUCACUCAACCUCAUCACCUUCGAUUCCGCUGGCACCUACAUAUGUGAAGCCUCCAUACCCACGGUCCCCCUCCUUAGUCGCACUCAGGUCCUCCAGCUGCUGGUUGAAGGGUCACCAGAGUUAAGGCCAGAGGAGAUUCAGCCCAAGGCAGAGGGCAGCUGGAGAGAAGGAGAUGAAGUCAGGCUGGCCUGCUCUGCUCGUGGCUACCCAGAGCCCAAACUCAACUGGAAUCAUUUGGGUGGCAGUCCAACAGAGCCAGUCCCCGGAGGGCAGGGCUGGGUGAGCAGCUCCCUGACCCUAAAGGUGACCAGUGCCCUGAGCCAAGAAGGUGUCUACUGUGAGGCCUCCAACCCCCAUGGGACCACCCGACAUGUCUUUCACUUCGGCACUGUGGCUCCCCAGACCUCCCAGGCCGGAGUAGCUGUUAUGGCCGUGGCCGUCAGCGUGGGCCUCCUGCUCCUCGUCGUUGCUGCCUUCUAUUGCAUGAGACGCAAGGGGCGCUCUGGCCGACAAAGGGAAAAGGGGGCUCUGCCACCUGGGAAGCCAGAGCUGAGCCACUCUGGGUCCCAGCGGACAGAGCAGACGAGCCUUCUCACGGGAGGGGCCUCUGGAGGAGCCAGGCACGGCACUGGGGGCUUCCGAGAUGAGUGCUGAGCCCAAAGACCUCCAAGAGGCAGUCACUGGACCCGACCUGGAGUUGCAGGCAUCAGAGAACCAGCCCUGCUCCUGCCCCACCCGCCCCUGCCUUCCCGGGCUUCCCUCUUCCCCUCCACCCUCCCUUCCUUCCUCUGCAGG